GUUGGGACGUAUGACAAAAACAUAAUUAAGCUACUAAAAUCAUAGUUCUUCCUGUAAGUAACCGGCAUAAAAGUACUGAACGAAAUCAAUAAAUUGCGGUCCAGAGAAAAACAAAAUAAAAAUAGUUUAUAUACCAAAAAGUGUACAGGAUUUUCUAACGUAUUACCGCCACACUAGGCUAGGCCUGUCACAUGGUAAUUAAAAUUUACAAUCACUCAUUAUCCGAAUGGAAUGCUUUCUUUUCUAGGUUAACGUUCUCAAGUUAUUUGGGUCCCCCAUUUCAUAGCAACAUUAUUACUUGUUAUUUAAUGCUCGGAGCUUAAGUACUAAACCCCUUAUUCAUAAACGUCUACUAAAGUUGACAAGCCGCUAAUAAUCGUUUGUCGCUUUCCGACAUAUUGGUAUGAUGGAAAGGGACAAACGAUUAUUAGCGGCUUGUCAACUUUAGUAGACGUUUAUGAAUAAGGGGGUAAGAUAUCACUAUGUACUACUAAAACGGGAAUAAAUACGCAUACUGGUAAUUUAAACACAGGGCCAAGAGACCGGAAAAUACUGGUACCGGGUCUUCAGUGACGGUUCUUUCAACACUUUAAAAUUCCCGGGAAUUUAUUAAUAUCCCGGGAGCAUGCUCAACCCGCUCCCCUCUAAGAUAAUAUAUGAUCUUUUGCUUGUUCUGCACGCAAUAUCUAAAAAAAAACCUUUAUAAUCUGCCUAUUGUGACGAACGGCUAUCAAUGGAACCCUACACUCUUGGCUGUAUUUUUUUAAUUUAUCCCCACGAUCGUUAUAAGCAAUGAUCUGUGAAAAACAUCGAUUAAUCGAUAAGCAAAGCUGGACAACUAUUUUACGUCAAGAAAUAAUGGCAGUACGACUAUUAAUUGUAAUAUGUGGCUUGAAAUUAGUUAUUGGAAAACAAGAAGGUUUCAUAGUCGGAGGUGAUUAUGUUCAAUCUGUUACAGACUACCCUCAUGUCGCUCUUUUGUCGAUAGUUAAAAAUGACGGUUCUGAAAGUUUUUGUGGAUCGUCCAUAUUGAACCAAAUCAUUUUAUUAACUGUUGCUCACUGUUUUGAUGACGUCGUGAGAGCAACAGCACUUGCGGGAAGCUUAGAUAGGAAGAAGGGAAAACUAUACCGCAUUGACCGCUACCGGCAGCACAAACAAUGGCAAAUUAAAAAUGUCAUUAAUGACAUAGCCUUAGUCAGGCUGAAAAUACCGUUGUCAUUCGGAAAGACAGUGAAGAGAGUGAUAGUAAUGAAGAACCCGCCAAAAGCAAUAAUAGCAGAAGUGGCUGGUUGGGGCGCAACUGACGAAGAUUACUUGAGUGAAACAAAUCUACUUAAGCAUACAAAACAGAAGCUAUGGAGUAAUAAAGAAUGCAGGGAAGUCUUGCCCAAAGCGCCCCAAGGAACUAUUUGUGGCGGUGAAAGAAGAUCAAAGAAAGAUUUCGCUUCUAAUGGAGAUUCUGGUAGUGGCCUCGUUGUCAACAAAAAUUUUAUUAUCGGGCUAGUCUCCUUCAAACUAAACACAGUUUCGCGCAGUCUGGUGGUCUACACGCACGUCCCAUACUUCUACGAUUGGAUUUUCGUCGAAUCAAAACGAUUAGCAUGCUCUGAAUAAAGAAGAAGAAAAGUGUGGGUCUGUUUAUUUAUAGUCUUAUUAAAUUAAAUUAAGUAAAAACAUGAUAGUUACUUAUAUUGAACCGUACCAAUUCAUAAUAAAUGAUUAUUAAUUUUUAAAUACUUUAGUGUAAAAUCAGUAAAAAAUUAAGUAAAACGUGCUAUUUAUAUUAAAUCCAUAAUGUAAUGAUAAGAUAAGAAGAAUUUAUUAGAACAAAAAGAACAUAAAUCAUUAUACACAAAUUAAUAUAUAAAGGAACAGAAAAUUGUGCUAGAAGUUCUUCCCUCAGCUUGAUGCUACGAAGUGAGUCCCAGCUAGGAAUGAACAUUAGUUUUUAAAUCAAGCAAA
Molecule: messenger RNA, 1965 nt
Organism: Cydia pomonella (codling moth)
Lineage: Eukaryota; Metazoa; Arthropoda; Insecta; Lepidoptera; Tortricidae
Product: trypsin eta-like
Exons: 3
Coding region: 793-1617 (274 amino acids)
Biological process (GO): proteolysis
Molecular function (GO): serine-type endopeptidase activity
Source: RefSeq, a predicted model, not a curated record